UUUGUUAGUCACCCUGCCCCGCCGUCGUUCUGUCAAGGCUGGCUGAGCCAUUGCUGGUAACUGCUGUUUUAUUGGGUGAAGAUGGCCGCAGGUCCUCUCUCUGUAUCUUCCAACGCAUCAACAAACAACGAUGGCAUUCUUAUUGGUGACAAAGUUUACUCGGAAGUGUACCUUACGAUCGACAAUUCGCUCAUACCAGAGGAAAGGCUCUCUCCUACGCCGUCGAUGCUCGACGGCCUCGACCUGAACACGGAGACCGACCUUCGCAUUCUUGGAUGUGAACUGAUCCAGUCGGCGGGCAUUCUUCUCCGGUUACCCCAGGUGGCAAUGGCAACGGGGCAGGUGCUCUUUCAUCGUUUUUUCUACUCCAAGUCCUUCGUCAAGCACAGUUUUGAGAUUGUUGCUAUGGCUUGCAUCAACUUGGCCUCCAAGAUUGAAGAAGCACCACGACGAAUACGAGAUGUCAUCAAUGUUUUCCACCAUCUGAGGCAGAUCAGAGGCAAAAAGACUCCAAGUUCAUUGAUACUUGAUCAGAACUACAUAAAUACCAAAAACCAAGUCAUCAAAGCGGAACGUCGGGUCCUGAAGGAGCUGGGCUUCUGUGUGCAUGUCAAGCAUCCACACAAGAUUAUCGUCAUGUACCUGCAAGUCCUGGAAUGUGAAAAGAACCAGACACUGGUCCAGACGGCCUGGAACUACAUGAAUGAUAGCCUGAGGACAAAUGUAUUUGUGAGGUUCCAAGCUGAGACUAUUGCCUGUGCCUGCAUAUACCUCGCUGCCCGAGCUCUGCAGAUACCUCUGCCAUCCAGACCUCAUUGGUACCUGCUGUUUGGUGCCAGUGAAGAUGAGAUCAAAGACAUCUGCAUUACCACCCUGAAACUUUACACCAGGAAGAAGCCUAAUUAUGAUCACUUGGAGAAGGAGGUGGAGCGGAGGAAGGUGUUCUUGGCUGAGGCUAAACUGAAGGCCAAAGGCCUUAAUCCCGAUGGUACCCCUGCUCUGUCCACACUGGGUGGCUUCUCUCCUGCUUCCAAGCCCUGCUCCCCAAAUGUGGUUAAGGUCGAAGAGAAGUCCCCGAAUCCCCAGACUCUCAAACCAGUUAAGAAGGAGCCAGACAACCGGGCUCAGGUCAACAAGAGUCCCCACAAUGGGUUAAGGAAAGAGGUGAAGAUAGGGAGGAACAGCAGGAGUGGAAGUCGAUCUCGUUCGAGAACACGUUCACGGUCCAGAUCCCGAUCCCCUCGCAGACAUUACAACAGCAGGCGCAGUCGCUCAGGGACCUACAGUUCUCGCUCACGUUCUCGCUCUCACAGUCGUAGCCCUUCUCCUCGGCGACAUCAGACCUCACCCCUCCUCCCCCACCUCAAGUCCAAGACCAGCCACCAUAGCAGUAGUGACUCCAAGCCCAGUGGACGCCAUAGUAACAGUGGAGGUGGAGGAUCUGGUCACAAGAGGAAGCGCUCGCGUUCUCGUUCAAGGUCCCGCACUCCAGUCAAAGCAGACAGGGACCGGGACAGAGAGAGGGAACGGGAGAGAGACAGAGACCGCAGCUCCUUUGACCUCUCUUCAAAGAAACACAAACACGAGCGAGGAGGUGGUCAUCGAGGAGACAGGAGGGAGAGGGAGAGGUCUCGGUCUUACGAAAGGGACAGAGAGAGGGAGCGUAGCCACAAGAGUAAACACCACAGCAGUAGUGGGCACUCAGGACAUAGCCGUCACCGGCGCUGAGACACACCCCAACAGACUAGCUCUGGGGCUGAUAGUCACUCAAAUUUUGUCAGUUUACUCAAAUCAAGUCAAAUCUGGCGUGUUCUCUGAUUACUGUUGAAUAGAGUUCCAUUAAAUGAAGUCAUCUUGCAAUCUUCAAAAGUUUAAGUAAAUAGCUGUGCUACAACUAAUAUGGAAGUAAACCAAAAUAUCUCCUGCCUGACGGAUGACAUAGCUGACAUGUCUUGGGGCUUGGAGACCAAGCAGCAGCUGUCGAAGCCAAAUGCAAAGAGAACAUGCUGGAUUUGAUUUCACUUUGGGUAUAUUAACAGCCUAAUAUCAACAGUUGGUUUUCUGGGUUCCUCACAUGCAUCGUGAAACUGACUAGUAUAAUUUACAAGAAUGUUGAUUCUCUUCAACCUUGAAUUUUGUUGGUGUAAGCCAAAUGACGAAACCUGUAGAAACAUGAAUUUUUUUCCUAAUGAAAACCUUUUAUUAAAGCUCUGACAUUGGAGGCAGUUAUGGAAACGCUGUUGAAAUCGCCUGAAUCCUGCACAUAGCUUUUGCAUGCUCAAAUGUCUUGGUGAUAGAACAUUCAUUGCUUUGACUCUCAUCUACACAGCACACCUGUAGCUGAUAUUUGGCAGAGGUGUAUGAUGUUUUGUUAGUGUAGAUUCAAAGUGUGCGUCUGAGGAACCCAGGCUGCAGCAGUAACUACCAGCAUGACGUGGACUGUUUGUAAGUUUACGAGUGUUGAGCCUUUUUUUUCCUCAUCUGGUCGGAUGUGAUCAGUGGUUGAAGGAAGGCAUCAAUGCAGAGUGACAUCAGUCCAGAACCUGUCAUCGUCUCCUCCAUCUAUAGGUUUUUCUUUAUUUUCCCAUUAUAUACCCCCUUCCCACACAUCUACCAGCCCUCUAGCCUACCCUUAUGUUUUUGGUUUUACAUGUAAAGUUAUGGACUUUGGGGGAAAAAAAAACUUAUUUACAGUGUAAAGAUGGGUUGAUAUCCACUGACAAAAUGUGAACGCUUUGAUUUAUAAAAGCAAACUGAUCAGUGGAAGGAUUGAAUGAAUAAAUGUAAAAUAAAAAACGAUCAUUCAGGAAAGAUCAAUAUGUUUGCACAUAAAGGGACUGGCAGGCAAGCAGUUUUUGUUUCCAUUGUCCUUUUUUCUUUUGGACGGUGUAUGUUGCUAAAGCUGUGUUUUGUACAGUUUCAGAAAAGCAAACUGGUUAUAUACAUAUGUUUUUUCUUUUCUUCUUUUUUUUUACAGCAGGGGAUGCAGACUUGAUUUCAAAACAUUUUAGGGUUGUCAAUUUGUUACACUGGUUUUUAGUCUGCACGUGUUCAUGUCCAAUCCAAUUUUUAUUCAAUAAUAAAUGAGUUAUGCCACUGAA
Seriola dumerili (greater amberjack) is the source of this 3101-nucleotide messenger RNA. RefSeq names its product cyclin L1 (gene ccnl1a). NCBI's taxonomy places the organism in Eukaryota, Metazoa, Chordata, Actinopteri, Carangiformes, Carangidae. Gene Ontology annotation, molecular function: cyclin-dependent protein serine/threonine kinase regulator activity. The record is from RefSeq and is a predicted model, not a curated record. Gene Ontology annotation, biological process: regulation of transcription by RNA polymerase II. Gene Ontology annotation, cellular component: nucleus. The transcript has 10 exons. Bases 82 to 1728 code for a protein of 548 amino acids.